CAUUUCACGCUGUGAAUCGAAGAAAGCUACAGAGAGUCGACGAUCUACGCUGGUUUUCCGCAUAUUGCUGAGGUCAUUGUCAGUCAAAUCGUACGAAAAAAGUGGACAUACGUGAAAUAUACGGAAAGCUCUUCAGGUCUUUAUAAAAGGAGGCGUGAGGGAGAUGUCGACUCUAAUUUCGAUCGAUCUGCUUUCAGAUCCAGUAUUCUUAGCGGGUUUUUGGAUGUUUUGAUUUGGGAACUUUGCUGCAUUUUAGGGUUUCUGUGCUGUUUUCGUGUUUUAAUUUGGGAAUUUGGCCGAUUUUAGGGUUUCUGGCGGCUUUUUUAGCUGUUAGGUUUUAGGUUGGGGAUUUGGUAGGUUCUAGGGUUUCAGCUUGGAUCUUUUGCUGUUUUCAGCUCUCAGUCGAAGGAUCUGAGAUAUUUAAAGCUUUUUUUUUUUUUUUUUCUGUGUUGAUUGAAGUGAAAUCGGUUGACGAUCUUGAGCAACUUUGGAAUUGUAUGUUCAAAGUUCUACAAUCAUUCUUGAUUUGAUUUUCCUCCUAUUCGAAAGCUUGGCAGCUGAUUCUCGAGCUUUUGAAUUUAUUUAUUUAUUUUUUUGAAAUUUCUAUCUGAUCAGCGAAAAUCGCUCAGAUUUGAGAUUUCUUAUCUCAAGGGGUUCAGAUUUCACCUUUCGGACUCUGGAUUUCUGUUACGAGAUUUAAAUUCGAAGAAAGAUGACGACCGGAAGCCCUGCGCCGGUGAAAGAGAAGAAGGAGAAGAGACAGCGAAAAAACAAACAGGUUGCAGAUGAGAAAGCUCCUCUCUUGCCAAGCAAGCAGGAGGAAGAUGUCUCGCUUGAUGGCUUUAGCGGAGCUUCUUUUGCUGGGGCUGUGUUUAACCUAUCGACGACAAUCGUCGGAGCUGGAAUCAUGGCUCUGCCUGCGACCAUGAAGGUCUUAGGGCUUGGGCCUGGGAUUGUUAUGAUUGUAUUCGUUGCUUUCCUGACAGAGGCUUCAAUCGAGAUGCUGCUUAGGUCUAGCAGGGCUGGGAAAUCGGUUUCCUAUGCAGGUGUUAUGGGAGAUGCCUUUGGAAGAAUUGGGAGGAUGCUAUUGCAGCUCUGCGUCGUCAUUAACAACAUCGGCGUGUUGAUUGUGUACAUGAUUAUCAUUGGCGAUGUGCUUUCUGGAACAUCUUCUAGUGGAGUUCAUCACUCCGGUAUCUUGGAGGGAUGGUUUGGAGUACACUGGUGGAAUGGGCGUUUCUUUAUAUUGCUUGUUACAACUCUUGGUGUAUUUGCUCCAUUGGCUUGCUUCAAACGUGUAGAUUCAUUAAGAUAUACAUCUGCUUUAUCAGUUGCACUAGCUGUGGUAUUUGUUGUUAUAACCGCCGGAAUCACAAUCGUCAAAUUGAUAAAUGGCAGCAUAGCAAUGCCCAGAUGGCUCCCUAAUGUCACUGAUCUGACAUCAGUCUGGAAACUCUUCACAGUCGUGCCUGUUCUCGUCACGGCAUAUAUCUGUCAUUACAACGUCCACACCAUAGACAAUGAGCUUGAGGACUCCUCGCAGAUACAAUCGAUUGUGCGGACCUCACUCGGUCUCUGCUCGACCGUGUACAUAACCACCAGCUUCUUUGGUUUCCUCCUCUUUGGUGACUCAACCCUUGAUGAUGUACUCGCCAACUUCGAUUCCAACCUUGGCAUCCCAUAUAGCUCAGUGCUUAAUGACGCAGUCCGUGUCAGUUACGUUAUUCACCUCAUGCUUGUGUUCCCCAUUAUCUUCUUUGCACUCCGCCUGAACUUGGAUGGCCUUCUGUUCCCCUCGUCGGGCCCUUUGGUUUUGGAUAAUCGGAGGUUUGCGUUGAUCAGUGCAGGGCUCAUUGGUGUUGUGUUCUUGGGUGCAAAUUUCAUACCAAGCAUUUGGGAUGCCUUCCAAUUCACUGGGGCAACCGCGGCAGUUUGUAUUGGUUUCAUCUUUCCUGCUGCCAUCACCCUCAGGGAUGCCCAUUGUGUAUCGACAAAGAAGGACAAGAUCUUGUCUAUUUUCAUGAUCGUCCUGGCUGUGUUCUCCAACGUGGUUGCAAUAUACAGCGAUGCCUACUCCAUCUUCAAGAGGAGCCAGGAUGGGUCCCGCGCAUGAGCUCGGGCAGCCGCUCAUAGCGCUGGCCCGUCUUGUGUACAUAGAUGAACGGGCCGGAUUGUUAGGUGAUUUGAAAGAAAAUCAGGGAUUUUCUAGGAUAAGUAUUGUCAGCUUAAUAAGCAAAAGGGAGAUUCAACAUAUAGUUUGAAUUGGUUUCCUGGUCAUAUACAUACAUUAUUGGGUAAUAUGUGUAUCUCUAUGGUUUGUUGUUGUUGUUGUAAUGUUGCAAGUUUGAUGAGAACUGUAUUUCUCAUUCAAUUCAAGUUUGAAAGUUUCUGUUU
Molecule: messenger RNA, 2394 nt
Organism: Magnolia sinica
Lineage: Eukaryota; Viridiplantae; Streptophyta; Magnoliopsida; Magnoliales; Magnoliaceae
Product: amino acid transporter AVT6A-like
Exons: 5
Coding region: 713-2113 (466 amino acids)
Biological process (GO): amino acid transmembrane transport
Molecular function (GO): amino acid transmembrane transporter activity
Source: RefSeq, a predicted model, not a curated record